AUGGAUAUAUCGGAAAUCAAAGAAACGACAUGGGACUAUAUCCUUGUCGGCGGAGGAUUGUCAGCUUCGGUGGUGUCUCAUAGACUCUUCGAGUUCAACCCGAAGCUCAAGAUCCUCGUGGUAGAAGCUGGUCCCAAUGCCAAUGAUCGCCCGGAUAUCGUCUGGCCCAACUCUACCAAUUUGAUGGGAGGCGAUUUUGACUGGAAGUACAAGACUGUCCAACAACCGCACCUUAACGGCCGUCAGAUCGACUUGCCAUCUGGGAAGGCUCUCGGUGGCGGGACUACGAUCAACAACAAUGGAUGGGUUAGAGGCGACAGGGUUGAUUAUGACCUCUGGGGUUCGAAGGUAAACGACGCACGCUGGAGUUACGAUGGAUUACUGCCAUUUAUGAAGAAGUCAGAGAAUUUCCAAGGUGAAAACAUCAACAAGCAACAGCGUGGAACCGAUGGCCCUAGCUUUAUCCAAUCCGUCAUUUCUACGAACCGCCAGUUUCCGCUUCGCAAUCAUGCCCUGCAGUCGUGGGCUGAGAUAGGAGUCGAGGCACUCCCGGGGCUAGACGCUAACGCGGGAAACGCGAUAGGCGUUGGCGAUUUACAGGAGAAUAAAGUAAACGGUCGGCGCGAGAUAGCUUCAGCCGUAUAUUCAUUAGACGGCGUUGCCGUAUUAACCGAGACCUUGGUAGAGAAAGUAUUGACAAACAAGACAGCCGAAGACAUCUCUGCGGUUGGCAUCAAACUGGAAAGCGGCGUGGAAAUACGUGGCCAUGAAAUCAUCGUAUCCGCCGGCGCUGUUCGCACUCCUCAAAUCCUGAUGUUGUCUGGCAUCGGGCCUGCAGAAGAACUUAACAAGUUCAAGAUACCCGUAGUUUUGGACCAGCCGGAAGUUGGUAAAAACCUAAUAGAUCAUACAAUAUUCCAUCAUGCGUGGAAGGUCAAGAAUCCCGCCGACGGGUGGGCUCUGGGCUCGAACAACCCCGUAUUUGCAAAGCCUCAAUACGGCUGGGGAUCUCCUAUGGACUUCCUUGCCACCACCGACGUGCCCAAGGAAGGUCUCGUAGCAGCGAUCACGGAAGACGAAGGGUCUACCCCUGACCCCUUAACGCACCCGCUGCUCAACCAAAAGCGUGCGUUUGUCGAGAACAUAUUCAUGUACGCGGGUGGGCCUGAUGGGUCGCUGGUAUCGCUUGCUCUUGUCAUGCUGCUCACUACGUCGCGCGGCUCUGUUAAGUUAGCUUCGGAUAGUAUCAGAGAUCAUCCUCUCGUCGACCCUAAUUAUCUGAGCACGGCAGUUGACCGAUACGCGAUACGUGAAGGCCUGAAGAUGCAAAUUAGGUAUGCGGGAAGCGACGCUACAAUCAUAGGCCGAGAGAUCCUGGACGGAGAGAAAGGUGUACCCGGUUUCGACCAAGUAUUAUCGACAGAAUCUACGGACGGAGAUAUCGAUGCGCGAUUACGUGCUGGAGUAGGCACAUGCUUCCACCCUAUGGGAACAGCUGCGAUGGGUAGUGUCAUUGAUACUAAUUUAAGGGUCAAGGGCAUUAAGAACCUACGUGUUGUUGAUACUUCGGUAUUCCCUGUUGCAAUCACCGGGCAUCUUCAGGUCGCAACAUUCGCAUUGGCAGAGCAAGCUGCGGAGAUCAUCUAUGCUGAUCGGCGCGAGUAA
Molecule: messenger RNA, 1665 nt
Organism: Daldinia childiae
Lineage: Eukaryota; Fungi; Ascomycota; Sordariomycetes; Xylariales; Hypoxylaceae
Product: Pyranose dehydrogenase 3
Exons: 3
Coding region: 1-1665 (554 amino acids)
Molecular function (GO): oxidoreductase activity, acting on CH-OH group of donors; flavin adenine dinucleotide binding
Source: RefSeq, a predicted model, not a curated record